Molecule: messenger RNA, 2866 nt
Organism: Triplophysa dalaica
Lineage: Eukaryota; Metazoa; Chordata; Actinopteri; Cypriniformes; Nemacheilidae
Gene: pcsk2
Product: proprotein convertase subtilisin/kexin type 2
Exons: 12
Coding region: 198-2123 (641 amino acids)
Biological process (GO): protein processing
Cellular component (GO): trans-Golgi network; Golgi membrane
Molecular function (GO): serine-type endopeptidase activity
Source: RefSeq, a predicted model, not a curated record
GGGAGGCUGAAAUGCAGAUUCGGUCCUAUACACAAACCAUCAACCCGAACGACGCACGGUCCGACUCCCCACAUCUCAUCCUCCGAUGACUGAGGAGAUGCAUCCUGAAAAGCCCUGGUGAAGUGCUCGAGCAUUCAGAUCAUUCUCUGUUUGACAGCAUUCACUCACAAACAGCACGGAGAAAUAAAUAGCACACGAUGCUUGGAUUCUUUAGAGAUGGGACAGCGGUGGCUCUCAUACUGUUUCAUGCAUUAAUGCAUAUAGCUGCAGCGGACGAGGAGGUCGUCUUGACGGAUCAUUUUCUCGUUCAGUUGCAUGAGGGGACAGACGAAGAUGCCCAUCAACUUGCCCUGGAGCAUGGCUUUAGAAGUGCGAGAAAGGUUCCCUUUGGCGAGGGGUUAUAUCAUUUGUACCCACAGGACACCCCAAAAACACGGAGGAAACGCAGCCUUCGCCGCCAUCACCACCUGACCCAGGAUCAGCGGGUGAAAAAUGUAUUUCCUCAGGAGGGUUUUGGCCGUCAAAAGAGGGGUUACAGAGACAUCAGUAACUUUGACGUCAAUAUGAGUGACCCGCUUUUCACCAAGCAGUGGUAUCUUAUAAAUACAGGUCAAGCGGAUGGAACUCCAGGGCUGGACCUUAAUGUGGCAGAGGCCUGGACUAUGGGCUACACCGGCAAAGGUGUCACCAUUGCCAUCAUGGAUGAUGGUAUUGAUUAUCUACAUCCAGACCUCGCCUUAAAUUACAACGCAGAAGCCAGCUUUGACUUCAGUAGCAAUGACCCGUACCCUUACCCCCGCUACACGGACGACUGGUUUAACAGUCAUGGCACAAGAUGUGCUGGAGAAGUGUCUGCAGUGUCUAACAACAACAUCUGUGGAGUGGGCGUAGCCUUCAACUCCAAAGUGGCAGGUAUUCGUAUGCUGGACCAGCCCUUCAUGACGGACAUCAUCGAGGCCUCUUCCAUCAGCCACAUGCCGCAGGUCAUUGACAUCUACAGCGCCAGCUGGGGUCCCACCGAUGACGGCAAAACAGUGGACGGCCCCCGUGAGCUCACCCUGCAGGCAAUGGCGGAUGGUGUCAAUAAGGGCCGCGGUGGGAAAGGCAGCAUAUAUGUGUGGGCCUCGGGAGAUGGUGGUAGCUAUGACGACUGCAACUGUGACGGAUACGCCUCCAGCAUGUGGACCAUCUCUAUUAAUUCAGCCAUCAAUGAUGGACGCACUGCACUUUAUGAUGAAAGCUGCUCAUCCACACUAGCCUCCACCUUCAGCAACGGACGUAAACGAAACCCUGAAGCCGGUGUGGCCACCACGGAUCUGUAUGGAAACUGCACACUGCGUCAUUCGGGCACGUCUGCCGCUGCACCUGAGGCUGCUGGCGUGUUUGCUUUGGCAUUGGAGGCCAAUCCAAACCUGACCUGGAGAGACCUGCAGCACCUGACUGUACUUACAUCUAAGAGGAACAAACUGCACGAUGAGGUUCACCAGUGGAGAAGGAACGGUGUGGGUCUGGAGUUCAACCAUCUGUUUGGUUAUGGUGUGUUGGAUGCUGGAGGCAUGGUCAAACUCGCCCGUGAAUGGAAGGCCGUACCGGAGCGCUUUCACUGUGUGGCUGGAUCCAUACAAGAGAUACAUAAAAUACAGUCAGGCAAUAAACUGGUGCUGACAAUCGCAACCGACGCCUGCCAAGGAAAAGACAACUUUGUGCGCUAUCUGGAGCACGUGCAGGCUGUCAUCACCGUCAACGCCAGUCGCCGCGGAGACCUGAACAUCAACAUGACAUCGCCCAUGGGCACCAAAUCCAUCCUGCUGAGCCGCAGACCCCGCGAUGACGACACCAAGGUGGGCUUCGACAAAUGGCCCUUCAUGACCAGCCACACGUGGGGUGAGGACCCACGCGGCACCUGGCUCCUGGAGGUGGGCUUCCAGGGGGAGAGCCCACAGAGCGGCGCGCUGAAGGAAUGGACCCUCAUGCUGCACGGAACACAAAGUGCCCCUUACAUAGACCAGGUGGUGAGGGACUACCAAUCCAAACUAGCCAUGUCCAAAAAAGAAGAGCUGGAGGAGGAGUUAGAUGAAGCGGUGGAGAGGAGCUUGAAAAGCCUUCUGAGUAAAAACAACUAGCCAUGUGCAUGAUAUCUGGCCUCUCUCCCUCUUUCUCUCUCUCUCUCUCUCUCUCUGUCUUCUUUCUGUAUGGGCAUAUAUACCCAGCUCAUUCUUUCUCUGCUUUGGUCAUAUUUUACCUUGUGAUUAUUUGAUGAAUGUAUGUAUGAUGCGAGUCCCUCAUAUUACAGCGUAUUUUAUGAACGGUACAGUAGCUAAAUCAAGUAUUUGAAUACUUCAGUUCCUCAAAAAUGUCACAAAUCUCAAACCAAGUGGCUUUUUAUUUAAAAGGCAGAAAUUAAUAGUAAAGUAAAGUUGUAGUUUGUAAAUGCCACAUUCAUCUUGAUAUUGCCAUUGAGACAUUUUUAAAAUGUGCAUCCAAAUACUUCUUAAAGCUGCUGUAAGUCCCACACAGAAAACAUGAAAUCCUACUUUUGAUGUUCCUUUUUUACUCUUGACAGAAAUGUAUAUAAACCAAAUAUAUCGAUACUUUAAUAUGUUCUUGCUUAUGCUGCUGUCUUUCACCUCUGCUGUACAGUUUGUGACUGUAAGUUUGUGUGACUAUAUUUAAAGUUUAGUAACUUGCAAACAGAACAGUGAUACUUCUUUCUGUUAAACAUUUUUUGUGUGGGAACAAUUUUUAUUCAAUGAAGAGUCAGAAUGUGAGAUGUGAGUCAUUCUAUAUGUACUGUUUAUGGCCAAACAAAGCAUAUUUCAGAGCAUUCACUACAUAUAAUAAAUCUAUUACUCUGUUUGUUAAAGCA